Messenger RNA from Aspergillus puulaauensis, 1338 nucleotides. Its product is annotated as nucleoside transmembrane transporter FUN26. Gene Ontology annotation, biological process: nucleoside transmembrane transport. The coding region runs from base 1 to 1338 and encodes 445 amino acids. Gene Ontology annotation, cellular component: fungal-type vacuole membrane; plasma membrane. The record is from RefSeq and is a predicted model, not a curated record. The transcript has 2 exons. Gene Ontology annotation, molecular function: nucleobase transmembrane transporter activity; nicotinamide riboside transmembrane transporter activity. Lineage: Eukaryota; Fungi; Ascomycota; Eurotiomycetes; Eurotiales; Aspergillaceae.
AUGGAUCGCAUACGGAGAUGGAUAGCUCCUCCCACCGCCGAGUAUGAGCCGAUCCAGGAGCCAGUCGUGCCCUACGACGAUGAUUUAGAUACACCCAAUGCCCAGACACGGUUGGCUCCGCCCUUCUCGAGACCUGUGUACUGGAUAUUUUUUAUCUUGGGUGUGUCUAUGUUAUGGGCGUGGAAUAUGUUUCUUGCCGCGGCGCCAUUUUUCCAUCAGCGAUUCCAAUCAGACAACUGGGCGAUGACUCACUACCAGUCCUCUAUAUUGACCGUGUCGACCGUCACCAACUUGGGCUCCGUAUUCGUACUCGCCAAGCUGCAGGAAUCAGCGUCAUACCCGAGGCGAAUUAUAGUAUCGUUACUGAUCAACAUCGUCGUUUUCACCCUCCUUGCAUUCUCUACCCUUGUGCUGAAAGACGCCUCGGUGAAGGUGUACUUCGGGUUCGUGAUGGUCAUGGUGUUUGGGGCUAGCAUGGCCACCGGAAUCAACCAGAAUGGAGUGUUUGCAUACGUAUCAGGGUUUGGAAGAGAAGAAUAUACACAAGCAAUUAUGGGUGGCCAAGGAGUGGCAGGCGUAUUGCCUCCUUUAGCGCAAAUGCUCUCUGUCCUAGUGGCUCCAGAGCCGGGAAAAGAGCAGGCGCAAGAGGCGUCUUGGAGAUCAGCCUUUGCAUGCUUCAUUAUUGCGACAGGCGUAUCAUCCUUGACACUUGUUUCCUUUGUAUGGCUCACGAAGCGACAAACCGAACACAUCUUGGACUACCAAUCUGAAUCUUCUAAUGCCGACACAACACCCAACAAGACCGUGGGCCUCUGGACACUUUUCUCAAAGCUUCGGCUGUCCGCUAUCUCAAUCUACCUGUGCUUCGCGAUAACAAUGAUUUUCCCCGUCUACACCUCCAAAAUUGAGUCUGUCAACGACCACACUGGUGGCUCUCGACUCUACCAACCAGCCGUUUUCAUCCCACUGGCGUUCUUCUUCUGGAACGCUGGCGACCUACUCGCCAGAAUGCUCGUCCUGAACCCACGCUACUCCAUAGCGCACCGGCCCUGGGCACUCUUAACCCUCGCCCUUGCCCGUGCAGGAUUCAUCCCUCUUUACCUGCUUUGCAACGUCAGUGGUCGAGGCGCUGUCGUACAAAGCGACUUCUUCUACCUUUUCAUCGUCCAGGCACUAUUCGGCGUAACGAAUGGGUACCUUUCGAGUUGUUGUAUGAUGGGCGCAGGUUACUUUGUUUCGGCGGAUGAGCGUGAACCUGCUGGCGGGUUUAUGAGUCUCAUGUUGGUUGGUGGUCUAGCGACGGGAAGUCUCUUGAGCUUCUUUGCGUCUGGGGCAUGA